CCAAUACACGAGGAAAAGUAUAUACAAAAAACGCAAGUUAAAAGAGAAGCCACCUUCGAUUCUCCGUUUGUAUUCGUUUAAUCAGACAAUAUAUAAUUAAUUUUUUUUUUUCUCUCAUUUCUCUUUCUGAUUUCCUCUUCUUCAUUGGUGCAUUUCAUAUUAUUUUAAUCCGUUUUUGUUCAAGGAAAUCGAGAAUCAGUUCGAGAGAGGCAUAGAUCGAUUGCUUCGUCUCUGUUUCUCUGAAUCUGAUGGAGCAGCUGAUCAACUUCAUCAUUCGUCCCCCCAGAGCUGAAUAUGACCCAGACAAUGAUUUACUAGAAGAUGAGUUCACAAUAAGGGGAAAAUUGUAUCAAAGGAGGGACCUGGAGGUUAAAAACAGUCGGGGAGAUGUACUUCAAUGUAGUCAUUACUUGCCUAUUGUUAGUCCUGAAAGAAAGCCUCUACCCUGUGUAAUUUACUGCCAUGGUAACAGUGGGUGUCGAGCAGAUGCUAGUGAGGCUGCCUUAAUAUUACUGCCUUCGAACAUUACCGUGUUUGCUCUUGAUUUUUCUGGUUCUGGACUCUCUGGGGGUGAGCAUGUCACUUUGGGGUGGAAUGAAAAGGAUGAUCUGAAAGCUGUGGUUGAGUAUUUGCGGGCUGAUGGAAAUGUCUCUUUAAUUGGUCUAUGGGGCCGUUCUAUGGGUGCUGUCGCCAGCCUAAUGUAUGGGGCUGAGGAUCCUUCAAUUGCAGGGAUGGUUCUAGACAGCCCUUUCUCUGAUCUGGUUGAGCUAAUGAUGGAACUCGUCAAAACCUAUAAGUUUCGUUUACCUAAGUUCACUGUGAAGUUUGCUAUUCAAUACAUGCGAAGAGCUAUCCAGAAGAAGGCAAAAUUUGACAUAAUGGAACUGAACACCAUUAAGGUGGCAAAAUCUUGCUUUGUACCAGUGCUAAUAGGGCACGCCAUUGAUGACGACUUCAUACAACCUCAUCACUCAGACCAUAUAUAUGAAGCUUAUGUGGGGGAUAAAAACAUUAUCAAGUUUGACGGUGAUCACAAUUCUCCACGGCCUCAAUUUUACUUCGAUUCUGUAAAUAUCUUCUUCCACAAUGUUUUGCAACCCCCAGAGGAUGAAAUAGGGGAUAUUUAUAUUAACAGUAUGACAUCCUACUUCAGUAACAAGGAUUACUGGAGAGUGGUGCAAGAAGCAGGCCCUAACCAUGGUUCUUCCACAACAUCUAGAGAUUUACCAACUAAUAGUACAGAAGGUGCCAUUAAGGAACUCCGUUCAAAAAGACCUAUGAGUCGGAUCGAGGUUCCUCCCGAUCUCCCCUCUGGAGAUAAUCCAUCCCAAUCUCAGGAUCAGAGUACGUAUAAUGACGCUGACUUGUCGUCUUCAAAUAUGAUUAGUUUCGAAUUAUCCAAUGGCCAUCCGUAUGGACGCAAUGUACCGAAUUUGAUGGAUGACGAUCAGUAUGUCGAGUAUCCACUUGAUGACUUGGCAGGGUUCCCAUGCAGUGCAGAGGAGGAAGAAAUGAUGCUCAUGGAAGCAAUGAUGAAAUCAUUGAAGGAUUUCAAAAUGAAAAACAAUGAAGAAGACGAUCAAACCUUGACUGUUUGUACCGACACGAAGGACGUUUUGCAGAAAGAUGAAUGUCGAGUUUUGCGAAUAGAUGAUUGUGGAGUUCUGCAUCCGGAAGCUACUUCCACUUCAAAUGACCAUUUUUCUCAGUUUAAUACAGAAUCUGCUUCAACUUCAGAAGUGUGCAGUAUACCUAUUGAACCAGAGUCUACUUCUGCAGCUAGGAAUUCGGUAUCGGAUCGCUCGUGUUCGGAUAAAAGUGAACCAUCUCUAGGGCCUGUAUCUUAUGCUUUUCCCUCAACUUCUGUAACAGAAAAUGCAGUGGCUUCCUCUUGUAGUAAUACGCCUGCAAAUUCCCAAAGUUCAGCCGAAACCGACUUGUCAGCCAAUACGAAGGCAACCAUAGCUGUCGUUCGCAAUCCCACAAGCCAUAUUCUGGACGGUUUGAUUCGUCGUUGGGACCUCAAUCUCUUCAGAAACAAUCAGAACCGGUGAGCCGGGAUGUUCUUGUGUUUUUUCCCCUUUGCUCCUACAGAUUGUGUGCAAUCUGAUGUUUUUGUAUUGCUGUGUAGCUAAGAAAGUUGCUUUGAUGUUAGUUUGUAAAAAUAUUAGACCCAGAAAAAAGGAAAAAAGUCGAAGAAAAGAAAGAUUCGUUUUAGGAGUUUAAUACUGAAUGUAGCCAUUUUUUUCCCACAAACAUUGUGCAAACACAUUGUACCAAUUUCUUCUGAAAAUACUUCCUUCA
This is a messenger RNA of Cucurbita pepo subsp. pepo (vegetable marrow), 2304 nucleotides long. NCBI's taxonomy places the organism in Eukaryota, Viridiplantae, Streptophyta, Magnoliopsida, Cucurbitales, Cucurbitaceae. The record is from RefSeq and is a predicted model, not a curated record.